Linum trigynum is the source of this 2362-nucleotide messenger RNA. Lineage: Eukaryota; Viridiplantae; Streptophyta; Magnoliopsida; Malpighiales; Linaceae. The record is from the annotation of a GenBank genome assembly.
CGAAAACCCCGGCCAACUGGCGGGGCCCAAUGCUAAUUUGCUAUUAAAAUACCGAUAUCGUACCAAUUUCCACUCUCGUCGUACUAAAAAACAAACUAUGACCGGGUUGGCAAUUUGACGGCUGCGCAGCGCGCGUGGGCGAAGAAAUCGGAGCGGAACUCCCAAAACUCCCUCGUCUCUGUCACCCCGUCUUUCUUGUUUUAGGUCCACAAAAUACGAACAACAACAGAGCGCAGCCGCUGGCAAGCAAGAGCCAGCCAACGCUUCGACAGUUCCGCCACCGCCACCCUCCGCCAACUGUCCAUCCUCCACCAUCUCCCUCUCCCUCUCCCCUUCUUAUAAAGCGCUCUAAGCUGCCGCAGUCAUACAAACCGAAAAAACAGAGAGUUCCUGAUUGACAAAAUGGCGGCAAUCAACAACCAGAUGAUCUCCAGUAGAACCUCCGCCGACGCCUCCGGCCUCUUCUCCUCUUCAAGAAGCUUCUCCGGCGGCGACCGCUCCGCCGCCUUCCUCUACGUCGCCAAACCUGCGAGGAGAUCCGUACCUUCUGGCUUCAAGCUAAGAUCGAUGAAGCUCUCCGAGCCGUCUGUUCCCUUGCCCGACAUUCCCAUCUCGCCCAACGUUCCCGUACCUGCUGACAAGCUAAAUUCUGCUCCUGACAGCCUAGCAGUGAAUCAUAUCGUGGGCUCUGAUAAGACGCGGCCGAUUGCUCUGAGGAAGACGAAGAUAGUCUGCACGAUUGGUCCAUCGACGAGCUCUCGAGAAAUGAUAUGGAAGCUGGCAGAAACUGGGAUGAAUGUGGCUCGUUUGAAUAUGUCGCACGGAGACCAUGCCUCGCAUCAGAAGACGAUUGAUCUGGUUAAAGAGUAUAAUGCGCAGUUUGAGGACAAAGUUAUUGCGAUUAUGCUUGACACUAAGGGUCCUGAGGUUAGAAGUGGAGAUUUGCCUCAACCGAUCAAUCUCGAGGAGGGUCAGGAAUUUAAUUUCACAAUCAAAAGAGGUGUUGCAACCGAGGAUACAGUGAGUGUGAAUUAUGACGACUUUGUGAAUGAUGUGGAGGUUGGAGAUACUCUACUUGUGGAUGGUGGAAUGAUGUCGUUAGUUGUGACGUCAAAGUCGAAGGAGUUGGUUAAAUGCGAAGUAGUUGAUGGUGGGGAACUAAAAUCACGACGGCAUUUGAAUGUGCGUGGUAAAAGUGCAACUCUUCCUUCAAUUACAGACAAAGACUGGGAAGAUAUAAAAUUUGGAGUGGACAACCAAGUAGAUUUUUAUGCUGUCUCAUUUGUUAAGGAUGCUAAAGUGAUCCAUGAAUUGAAAGAUUAUCUCAAGAGCAACAAUGCAGACAUCCAUGUGAUCCCAAAGAUAGAAAGUGCUGAUUCUAUUCCAAACCUUCAUUCAAUUCUUUCUGCUUCUGACGGGGCUAUGGUUGCUCGUGGAGACCUCGGUGCAGAACUUCCCAUUGAGGAAGUUCCUCUGUUGCAGGAAGAUAUCAUUAGAAGGUGUCACAGCAUGCAGAAACCAGUUAUUGUGGCAACCAACAUGCUAGAAAGCAUGAUUGAUCAUCCUACACCAACAAGGGCUGAAGUAUCUGAUAUAGCAAUUGCAGUUCGUGAAGGAGCUGAUGCUGUCAUGCUUUCUGGAGAAACUGCUCAUGGAAAAUACCCAUUGAAAGCUGUUAAAGUAAUGCAUACCGUGGCAUUGAGGACAGAGGCAAGUUUGCCUGCAAACACAACUCCCCCGUCUCAGGAUGCACACAUGAGCCAUAUGGGCGAUAUGUUUGCCUUUCAUGCUACAAUCAUGGCAAACACUCUUAAUACGCCCAUCAUUGUCUUCACAAGAACUGGAUCCAUGGCAGUGCAGUUGAGUCAUUACCGCCCUUCCUCGACAAUUUUUGCCUUCACAAAUGACGUAAGGAUGAAGCAGAGACUGGUACUUUACCAGGGAGUCAUGCCAAUUUAUAUGGAGUUCUCAAAUGAUGCAGAAGAGACCUUCUCUCGAGCACAUAGGCUCCUAGUGGACAAGGGCCUGUUGGUCGAAGGACAGCACGUGACUCUCGUCCAGAGCGGAGCUCAACCCAUUUGGCGCGAGGAGUCAACGCACCACAUCCAAGUUCGUGAGGUUCAGAGUUGAUUUUUAUGCACCGUAUGGAGUCUCAUAUUCCAGAUUGUUUUCUUAACUGAAGUAGGUUGUUGUGAACUAGCUGCUCUUUAUAUACGUACAUGAGCAUUCGUUUAUCGAUACAAGCAUUAACAUUUCCAUAGCACGAACGACCAAAGAUCUUAAUGAAAUUCUUUUUUUCUCGAGUGAUGAUUGUUUAUUAUAAUAUCCUCUUAACUUGGACAAAUAAAACGGCACCUGCCUU